AUGGUGUUGUUCACGGUUGUCGGCUCUCUGAACUACGAUCUUGUCUCAUACACGGAGAGAGUCCCCAAGGCUGGUGAGACUUUUAAAGGUGAUUCGUUCGAAACUCAUGUUGGUGGUAAGGGACUGAACCAGACGGUUUCGCUGGCGAGACAAGCCCAGGCUGGCGAUGCCGUCAGAAUGGUUGGUAAAGUUGGCGGUGAUACGUUUGGGAAGGACUUGAUUGAUACCUUGAAGUCGUACGAUGUCGAUGUAUCGCAGGUUGGUGUCCUUAGCGGCGUUUCUUCGGGCGUUGCUGUCAUCAUUGUGGAACGGAGCACGGGUGAGAACCGUAUCCUUAUAACACCAGGUGCCAAUGGAGAAGCUUCUUACACGGAUGAGGAAUUGCACCAACUGUUUACACAUGAUAAACAGGUAGUUGUCUUUCAGAAUGAAAUCAAAGGAACGGAGUAUACCAUACAAUGGCUCUCUAAGAAUAGACCCAACGCUUCGAUUGUCUAUAAUCCUUCGCCUUAUUACUCCUUCAGUUCUAAGCUGACACCACUGGACAUCCUUGCCAAAGAGGAGUUGAGCAACUACGAGACGCUUAUAGCUGAUGACAUGGUGGAAGGUUACAAGCAAUUAUCUUUGAAACUACAACCUCUCCUUAAUCAGAAAAACGAGGCCACUAUAGUGAUAACCCUUGGAACUUAUGGAUCUCUAUUCCGUUCAAAAGAUUCAAUGGGAUUUACUGAAGCAGUAAAAGUUGAUAACGUUGUUGAUACAACAGGCGCAGGUGAUACCUUUCUAGGUGCUUUUGUAACUCAAUUAAUCAGUUCAAGAGAUCCACACAGAGCUUUGAAAUUCGCAGCAUUGGCUUCUUCACUGGCGAUCCAAAAGAAAGGUGCUUCAAACAGUAUCCCAUCUUUCGGUGAAGUUGAACUGUUGUUCAAAUCUUGA
Molecule: messenger RNA, 936 nt
Organism: Williopsis jadinii
Lineage: Eukaryota; Fungi; Ascomycota; Saccharomycetes; Phaffomycetales; Wickerhamomycetaceae
Gene: RBK1
Product: putative ribokinase
Exons: 2
Coding region: 1-936 (311 amino acids)
Biological process (GO): D-ribose metabolic process
Molecular function (GO): ribokinase activity
Source: RefSeq, a predicted model, not a curated record